Molecule: messenger RNA, 1185 nt
Organism: Vicia faba (fava bean)
Lineage: Eukaryota; Viridiplantae; Streptophyta; Magnoliopsida; Fabales; Fabaceae
Source: the annotation of a GenBank genome assembly
AUGUUGUUGACAGUUCAUUCAAAGAUUGAUGGGUUUUUUCUCAACUUUGGCAUGGAGCUAGUUACUACUGCUUUAUUUCUUUUACUGCAAACAAAACGUAAAGGAAACGCCUCUCAAUACUCUCCUUUAUUCAACUUUUUAUUACUCAUACAUAGAGUCUGCUUCUUCAAGCUAAAAACAAAGGUGUUGAAGCUUAUACCAAUCACAUGGAUUGCUACUACUCUACUUCUGAUUUUCUUCCAUCUUGUGUGUUCAGAUUGUGGUGAACAAAGGCUUUCUUCUUGUUCUUGUUCUGAUGAGAUCACUUCAAAUAGAAACUCAUGUUCUGUUGAGGUGGGAAGUGUUGGCAGGGUUUCUUUUCUUAUUGAGAAUGAGAAGAAUCAGACAAAUUUGAUUCAGCAUUUGAGUUCUAAGGCCAAGAUGAAUGAGAAAGAAGAAGAGGUUGUGGUGCUGAGAAGAAGCAGCAGCAGUUGUGUUGAUAUAAAAAGGCAUGGUUUUUGGAGAAUUGGGAAAUUAUUUAGGAAGAACAAGAAGAAGGAUUGUGGAACAAGUGUUGUUGGGUUCGAUGACAACAAGAGUGAGAUGUGGAUGGUGAAUCAUCAUCAUGGGCAUGGGGGUGUAUCAAGGUCAAGAUCUCUUUGCAGUUUCAGGGGUGGUGCUAUAUUUGGAUCUGAAGAUGGUGGUGAUUCAGUUUUAUCAGGUGCUAGAAGUUCUAUUUCUGCAGCUAGAAGUUCUGGUGUGAAUGGUGGUUUGAUGUUAGAAUCUGGUAGGAGAAGUGGUUACAGUGAAGCAGAACCAAGAAGAAGUGAUUUCUAUUAUGAAUAUGAGAAUGGUAGAAAGAGUGGAGUAAUGGAAGUUGAUGGAAGCUACAUAAACAGACGUGUUUUUUCACUUAGAGAGAGUGAUUUCAAAGGCAUGGAUGAAUCUAGUUUUAUUGACUUGAAGCUUGAUUAUUCAUCAGAAUCUAAGCAGCAUGAUUUCAACAAUGCAAAGAUGCCUGAUAAUAAUACACUCUCAGGCUCCUCUUUUGGAAGCAUAAAUGUUGGAGAUGGAGGUUCAUCUUGUAGGAUCACUGUGAAUGACAGAGGAAUGAAAAGUGGAAGAAGAAAAAGCAUCAAGGGUUGGAGAUGGAUUUUCAAAUAUCACUCAAGGAAAAGAGAUCAAGACCUUAUGUUCAAAACCUGA